This is a messenger RNA of Herpailurus yagouaroundi (jaguarundi), 1119 nucleotides long. Its product is annotated as proline-rich protein 2-like. The annotation marks the transcript as partial. NCBI's taxonomy places the organism in Eukaryota, Metazoa, Chordata, Mammalia, Carnivora, Felidae. The transcript has 2 exons. The record is from RefSeq and is a predicted model, not a curated record.
GGAAUCCUGGCGACGGCUGCGGGCGAGGGGCGGGGGCGGCGGUCGCGGGAGGGAGCCGGCGGGGGCGGGAGCGCCCAGCACGCCCCGCGCUCCACAGAGCCCUGCUCCAUGCGGACCCGCGGGCGGGAGGGCGCCACGCACGUCGCCGCAGCGGCCGUCCCCGCGGGCGGGGACCGAGCCUGCCACCGAGCCGCCGACCUCCCUCGCCGGGAGCCCUGACUCUAUGGCCCCGGGGGAGCGCGCCGGAGCCUCCGCGCCGCCCACCACCAGCCGGAACCCGAGCGCCAGCCGGAGGAAGAGGGGAGCCCCGGGCGCCGCCGGCCCCGGCCCCGGCCCAAGGGCCCGCCCGCGGUCCCCGUCCCCGCCGCGGGGAAUGGCGGGCAGGUAGCCGGCUGGCGCGAGGACCCCCGCGGCGGGCAAGACCAGCCGAGGACGCCCCGAGAGAGGGAGGAGAGCGGCGGCCCGCCCGCCCCCGGCCGCAGCCCCAGCAGGGCCCUCCCCCGGCGGCGCGCGCCCCCGCGCGCCCACCCCCGCCCCCCGGGGCCCCGCUCCUGCCCAACCUCGCCUGCCCCCCGCGAGUGCUGAACCCCCUGGGUCCGGAUGCCAUGGGUAACAACUUCUCCAGUAUCCCCUCUCUGCCCCGAGGAAACCCGAGCCGGGCGCCGCGGGGCCACCCCCAGACCCUUAAAGUUAACCUUCCAGACUAGGGGAGAGGAGGAGGGAUGGGACCACCAUCCUGUGUUCUAGCUCCGACCAUUUCAGAACUUCCGCUCUCAGUUUGGGAAAAUCGGUAGGUUUGUUGUGUCUUUCUGGAAAUUAAUAUGGUGGUACAUGUCAAGGCCUUUUAAAAUAGCAUAUUCAUUGGCCUUGUGAUUACUCUUAGAGGAGCUGACCCUAGCAAAAUGGAGAUCCAGGCAAAUACUUACACAUUAGGUUAGGAUGUUCACAGCAGUUGUGUUUAUACUAGGAAAAUAACCUAAAUGCCCCGUAAUCAUGGUAUGUCCUCUUGGUGGAGUAUUAUGCAAUCUUUAAAAUUGUAUUUUUGAAGAAUAUUUGAUGAUUUGGGAAAAUGCUCAGUGCAGCACUAUAAUGACAGUUGAAAAAGGCAGGACAAAAAAA